Molecule: messenger RNA, 698 nt
Organism: Medioppia subpectinata
Lineage: Eukaryota; Metazoa; Arthropoda; Arachnida; Sarcoptiformes; Oppiidae
Source: the annotation of a GenBank genome assembly
GUUUCCAAAAGGAACUGACUUUGCGCUCAACUCUCCUAUCGCUGUCUCGCUAUUCACGUAACCAUACUUUCAAUGAUUACACACUUAUUGUAUCAUUGAUUGCAUCACUCGCUCGUCGAAAUACCUCACAGAUCCGUCAUCUCAUCCCAUCAUCCCUUGCUUUCCAAUGGAUUAUCUCAAAGAAAAAGUGGACAAUUUGGAAAUCAUUGUCUUUGACUUAGAUUAUACUCUUUGGCCAUUUUGGGUCGACACACACCCCACGCCUCCCUUUCGGCACAAGAAUGGAGGGGUAGUCGACGCUCGCGGCCACAAAGUCGGCUUUUAUCCAGAAGUGCCCGAAGUUUUGAAAACACUAUUUUCAAUGGGGUAUACAAUAGGAAUCGCCUCUCGGACUUCAGCGCCAGAAGACGCGGAAGAAUUGCUGUCAUUAUUUGAUUGGAAUAAAUACAUCGCUUAUAAGCAAAUAUAUCCCGGAUGUAAGAUAACUCACUUCAACCGCAUUCGCAAAGAAAGUGGAGUCCAAUUGUCACAAAUGCUCUUCUUUGACGACGAGUCCAGAAAUAUAAAAGAUCUUAAGGCCGUUGGAGUGACCAGUAUUUUAGUCAACGAAGGGGUCGAUAAAGUUGUCAUUAAUGAAGGCAUCAAACAAUUUGUUACAGAAAAACAAUGAUAUUAAAUGAUUUAUUAUAAAUAAAGAU